CAGAGUCUUUCCUUCAUGCUUAUCGAACCAUACUUAGAAUUGGCCUUUGGAUUUUCUCCUUACAGGUUUAUUGCCAAACCCUGUGCUCUCCAUGUUGGCAUCCAGGACAGUGGUCCUUAUCAGGCCCAAUCCAAUGCUAUCCUUGAAAAAGUGUUCAUAUCUAUUACCAAGUACCCUGAUGAGAGCAGGCUGGAGGGCCUGUCAAAGCAACUGGAUUGGGAUGUCCGAAAAAUCCAAUGCUGGUUUCGCCAUCGAAGAAAUCAGGACAAGCCCCCAACGCUCACUAAAUUCUGUGAAAGCAUGUGGAGAUUCACUUUUUAUUUAUCCAUAUUCUGCUACGGAAUUAGCAGAAUUUGGUCGACACCUUGGUUCUGGGACACCCGACAGUGUUGGCAUAGCUAUCCAUAUCAGCCUCUCACUAGUGGGCUUUAUUACUAUUAUAUCAUGGAAUUGGCCUUCUAUUGGUCUCUUAUGUUUUCUCAGUUUACAGACAUUAAAAGAAAGGACUUCUUGAUCAUGUUUAUGCAUCACUUGGCCACUAUUGGGCUCAUCACCUUCUCCUACAUCAACAACAUGGUCCGGGUGGGAACUCUGGUCAUGUGUCUACAUGAUUCCUCAGACUUCUUGCUGGAGGCAGCCAAGCUGGCCAAUUAUGCCAAGUAUCAGAGGCUCUGUGACACCCUUUUUGUGAUCUUCAGUGCUGUGUUUGUGGUUACUCGUCUGGGGAUCUAUCCAUUCUGGAUUCUGAACACGACCCUCUUUGAGAGUUGGGAAAUUAUCGGGCCUUAUCCCUCCUGGUGGCUCUUCAAUGGCCUUCUCCUGACCCUACAGGUUCUGCAUGUCAUCUGGUCCUACCUAAUUGUGAGAAUUGCUUUCAAGGCCUUGAUCCGAGGAAAGGUGUCUAAGGAUGACCGCAGCGAUGUGGAGAGCAGCUCAGAGGAAGACGACGUGACCACCAGCACAAAACGCCCCUGUGGCAGCAGCUCCCACAAUGGUGCCAAUCGGGUGAAUGGUCACAUGGGCGGCAGCUACUGGGCUGAAGAGUGAGACGGUUGGUAUGGGGACUUCGGCACACAUGGACUUGCAGGGCCACUGGCCGCCUACUCUUCUCAGGCCUCCCCUCACCUUGACCAGGGGAACUCCAAACACUGAGGAGAAUCAAGCAAAUCUUUUCACUUAAAACAAAAACAACUCUGCCAUUUUGUAUUUAAUAGCCUCCGGUCCUUUUAGUAAUGGUGUGUGUGUGUGUGUGUGUGUGUGUGUGUGUGUGUGUGUGUGUGAAGUUCAUCGCCUGGCUAGGGGCAGAUUUCUGGACUGGUCCACCAGGGCUUUGAGUGGUCCCCAUUGCCCUAACCUCAGCCCCAGAUUCUGUCUGCCUCCUGAACAGUGCUGGCUUGGGACUAGCCCCUCCCUAUUGCCUAUGGACCGUCUGAAUGAAGCAGCCAAGUCCAGCUUCAGGUUUCUGCACUGUUUCUCCCUCGGAACUGGAGCCUGUCACAUGACGAAGUUGUAUAGAAACAGAGAAUCAUGGAUGGAUGGAUGGCCAGGACUGCUGUGGCCCCUAGCUGGACCCCCUGCCUACCAUGUGGUAGUGACAGGGACAGCUGCUGAGACCCUGCUGCUUUACUCAAUGGUACACAGGGAGGGGCUGGGAGAAGUGCGGGCGAGGGGAAGACAACAGCCACUGGGUGAGCUGUGAACGGUUUUAUACUGUUGUUUACUCUUCUGUGAUUAAAAGUGCUUCACCCUUCC
Echinops telfairi (small Madagascar hedgehog) is the source of this 1752-nucleotide messenger RNA. It is a transcript of the gene CERS5, whose product is annotated as ceramide synthase 5. The record is from RefSeq and is a predicted model, not a curated record. NCBI's taxonomy places the organism in Eukaryota, Metazoa, Chordata, Mammalia, Afrosoricida, Tenrecidae. Gene Ontology annotation, biological process: ceramide biosynthetic process. The transcript is spliced from 9 exons. Gene Ontology annotation, molecular function: DNA binding; sphingosine N-acyltransferase activity. Bases 16 to 1047 code for a protein of 343 amino acids. Gene Ontology annotation, cellular component: membrane.